Glycine soja is the source of this 2020-nucleotide messenger RNA. RefSeq names its product chaperone protein DnaJ-like. Gene Ontology annotation, biological process: response to heat; protein refolding. Bases 160 to 1644 code for a protein of 494 amino acids. The transcript has 11 exons. Gene Ontology annotation, molecular function: ATP binding; heat shock protein binding. The record is from RefSeq and is a predicted model, not a curated record. Gene Ontology annotation, cellular component: cytoplasm. Lineage: Eukaryota; Viridiplantae; Streptophyta; Magnoliopsida; Fabales; Fabaceae.
CUUGGCACACAUAGCCUAGUUCCCACCCACACACGCGCGCAGACGCAGAGUGAGUGGGUAAAGCAAAAUCAUGAAGUGUUGUUCCUCCCUGCACUUGCUCUCUUCUUCUUCUUAGUUAUCAUUCCUUCCUUCCUUCCUUUCGAUUUCCGCAUUCAUUCAAUGGCACUUACAACACUCUCUCUGCUCCCACCCUCCACUCCUCCCUGCUUCUGCGGCACCCUCCAUCUCCGCUCCCACAACAGCUUCCUUUCCAUCCAUUCUCCUUCUUCUUCUUCUCCCUUUCCUUCCUUCUCCUCAAUUUCAAUUCCCAACCACUCUCCCACGCGCCGCCGCUUUCACACUGUCUUCGCCGCUUCCUCCGACUACUAUUCCACUCUCGGAAUCCCCAAAUCCGCCACCGGCAAGGAAAUCAAAGCCGCCUAUCGAAGGUUAGCUCGCCAGUACCAUCCUGACGUGAAUAAGGAGCCCGGGGCAACUGAAAAGUUCAAAGAGAUUAGUGCUGCCUAUGAGGUGCUAUCAGAUGAUAAAAAGAGGGCCUUAUAUGAUCAAUAUGGCGAGGCAGGAGUUAAGAGUGCAGUCGGAGGAGGGUCAAGUGCCUAUACGACAAAUCCAUUUGAUUUAUUUGAGACAUUUUUUGGGCCAAGCAUGGGUGGCUUUGGUGGCAUGGAUCCAACUGGAUUUGGAACUCGUCGUCGUAGUACCGUUACUAAGGGUGAAGACAUUCGGUAUGAUUUUUCCUUAGAGUUUUCUGAGGCAAUUUUUGGAACAGAGAAAGAAUUUGAGCUUUCUCAUUUGGAAACAUGUGAAGUCUGUACUGGUACUGGAGCAAAGAUAGGCUCCAAGAUGAGAGUAUGUUCAACUUGUGGUGGGAGAGGUCAAGUGAUGAGGACUGAACAAACACCUUUUGGGUUGUUCUCACAGGUUUCAGUAUGUCCCAACUGUGGAGGGGAUGGUGAAGUCAUAUCUGAAUAUUGCCGUAAAUGCAAUGGUGAAGGACGAAUACGGGUUAAUAAAAAUAUUAAAGUUAAAGUUCCUCCUGGUGUUAGCUCAGGCAGUAUUCUAAGAGUUACAGGGGAGGGUGACGCUGGACCAAGAGGGGGCCCUCCAGGAGAUCUGUACGUAUAUCUUGAUGUGCAAGUGAUACCUGGAAUUCAAAGAGAUGACAUUAAUCUCGUCUCAAUAAUAUCAAUCAGUUAUCUAGAUGCUAUACUGGGGGCUGUUGUGAAGGUAAAGACAGUUGAAGGCAUUUCAGAACUACAAGUACCUGCUGGUACCCAACCUGGAGAUGUCCUUGUCCUUGCAAGAAAAGGUGUACCAAAAUUAAAUAAACCAUCAAUACGUGGUGACCACUUAUUUACAGUUAAAGUUACAAUACCAAAAAGGAUUAGUACAAAGGAGCGUGAGUUGCUUGAAGAACUUGCUUCUCUAGGUGACACAAGCAGACGUUCAAAAUCCCGUCCUAGGACUCACUCUUCCACAGGUGGUACGGAAAGUCCGAAAGCUCAAAAGGAUGAAAGUACAACAUCAACAGUCGAAGAAAAAACUGAAAAAUCAGAAGAUGAAAAUGAUGUAUGGAAUAAAUUGAAGGACUUUGCUGGAUCUGUGGCAAAUGGAGCUUUAAAGUGGUUUAAAGAUAAUCUCUAGUCCUAUGGGGUUGUUGGGUGGAGCAGAAUCUUCAAGAUGUAGUUUACCUAAUGUGGGUUAGAGUUCUCAUGAUUCCAACAGUUACUGGAAGGAAAGGGACUAAUGCAGACAUUUUCUUGAAAUGCUUUAACUGAAUUUUUAGCUACCCAGCGAAAUCAAAUAAGUAGUGAUGCAGAUUCUUUUAUUUGUUUUUGAUUUGUAAAUUUUGGCACCAGUCAAUUUACACAGAAUAACUUGUUCAAGGAUCUCAAAUUGUACUCCAUGAGCAGGUUGCACUAAGAGAAAGCUAGUGUAUAUCUGGUAGGAAGUCUAAGCUCUUCUACACGAGUGAAUGAAUUACCUAAAAAUUUAGUUAUUGAGUGAAUCCUUGUGUUUA